Trametes versicolor FP-101664 SS1 is the source of this 186-nucleotide messenger RNA. RefSeq lists its product as uncharacterized. The transcript is spliced from 2 exons. NCBI's taxonomy places the organism in Eukaryota, Fungi, Basidiomycota, Agaricomycetes, Polyporales, Polyporaceae. Gene Ontology annotation, biological process: telomere maintenance via telomerase. Gene Ontology annotation, molecular function: telomerase RNA binding; telomeric repeat DNA binding. The record is from RefSeq and is a predicted model, not a curated record. The annotation marks the transcript as partial. Gene Ontology annotation, cellular component: telomerase catalytic core complex.
CUCACGAAUUACUUCGUCAACACUAUCAUCACGGCGCUCCAGGGGCCGACCUGGCAGACGCUACUCGAGAGGAUCGGAGAGGAUGCCAUGUUUCAUCUCCUCGUUGAUACCUCAAUCUUUGUUCCCCUGCCCAAUGGCUGUCUCUGCCAAAUGACCGGUGAGGCAAUCGUCAACCUACGGCCUCCA